AGAGCCGCUACUGGUCUCUUCCGAUUCCCAUCAAUGAUAACCUCAAAGUUUCAUCAUAUCAAUAUAAAUAUAUAAAUAAUAAUUACAUGAAUAUAUACAUUUUUAUAUUUAUCAAUUUAAUAAAUUAAAUUUAAAAAAUGAAUUCAUUGAGUCGUCACGUGUCUAAUCGUCUAUCCUCUAGUAUCGUAAUAACGAGGUUACAAUCAUCAGUAGCCGGUGGAGCAACAAAUUCUUCAGUAAACAUCGAGAUUCCCCUUUACAAAGAACGUGGGUCCACAGAUAUACUUCGAGCUCUUGAACGGACAAUAAAACGUGACCCAACAGCUCCACGUUACAAAUAUCACGAUGAUCCAUAUUUAAUUCCACUAUCAAAUAUGUCAAAACGUUCAUUCGCUUUAGCCCAAGAAGCCGGACGUAAAGCUGCCAUGUGGAUUCGUCAACAACACGCGAAUUUAUUCCAACACCGGGUCGCUGAUCCUGUCAUUGAAUCGUUCCUGCCAAAAACGGAGUAUAAGAGUAAAGAUCAAGUGUCAGAAGACAUUCUCAAGAAUGUAAUUGAAGAUGGCAACGUAGCUGAUGCUCUAACAAUUUACCAAUUACUCGAAGAACAAGUUUCCGCUGAAACAAAAUUGGAGUUAUUGCAAUUAUUGUGUUAUUACAAUAAUGAAGAGCCUCUGCCUGAAGAAUUUAUGGAGCAAAAAUGGUUUAGAAACGAUCAGAGACAGCCUUCAUGGAAACCCUGCUCCACUACUGACAGCCUCUUUGCUUUUUUAAAAGACCAAGGAGGACAAGUAACUGCUGAAGCUUUCAUAACUAUGAUUUGUGGGUACGCUAAAUAUAUGAACGUUGAUCGAGCUUGGAAAUUAUUCGAAGAAGCUGAGAGUAAAAAUAUUCCUCUGACUGCCGAAGCUUUUAAUUCAGUGAUUAAUCUGAUACCGGCUUUGAAAGAAGGGGGGAGAGAACGAAGAGAAUUAUUGAUCCAUUUAUUGAAUAAAAUGAAGACUCUGGAGAUCCAGCCGAAUAUCGGUACCUUCAAUAGCAGUUUGAAAGUUGCCAGCGCAGUUACUCAUCGAGAAACGGCCAAAGAAUUGUGCCGGUCAUUGUUUACUGAGUUUAAAAAUAUUGGCAUCGCGCCGUCACUGGCUUCUUAUUAUUAUGCAUUGAAAAUAUUUUAUCGAAAAGAUGACGGGCCAUGUAAUUUAUUACGUGAAAUUCUUCAGGAAAUAAAUAACAAAGAAUUUACUGCUGAAGACAAAAAUGACACAGCUUUUUUUUUAACUGCGAUGGGUGUCGCGGCAAACAAUUUAGAGGAUCCGGUAGUGAGCGAUAAAGUUCAUGAAUUAUUACUGACUGGUGAUAAUUACAAUUUUAUUGGAGACGGCUUUAAAGAAAAUAAUUAUUACAAGCAUUACUUUUUGCUGCAAGUCAAAAAUCAAUCGAUUGAUGUGUUCAUGAAUAAUUACUAUGAUGUUUUUGUACCGAACAUUUAUACUCCAGAGCCGGUUGUUAUGGAAACUAUACUGAAUGCCUUGGAAGCUAAUGAUCCGACUAUGAGUAGAGAGUAUUUGUCAAGACUAUGGACGCAUAUGAUACAAUUUGAUCAUUUGGAGAGAAAGAAUCUUGUUUCGAAAGCAUUGAAUUUGAUGCGAGUUCAUUGCAAACCGGAUAAAGAUUCGCCUUUUAAUAAAAUUUUUGCUGAUGCUGGUUUGACUGUUUGGGACUUCGUCACGACACAACAAUCAAAAAGGAUUCAAAAACUAAAUUGGGAUGGAACGAUUCUUGCAGACAUAGCUAUUCUCUGUGUCCGAGCUGAUGAAGUUGACAAAUCUGCUAAAGUUAUUUCAUAUUUAUUGAAAAACCAAGAUUCGAUUAUUGGAAUACCAGAUGUUGAACAAGUUACUGAGAUACUAGACAGUUUAAUUUCACUAUGUUUUGUUCCACCUGCUAUGGAUCUAAUACAGUAUUGUGCAGAAAAUGGAUUCCAAAAUACAUCAGCUAUGGCUAUUAAACUUCAAUCCAAUGUAUCGUUAACCAAAUGGGAUCAGGCUCGUUUGGAGGGUUUUGUUAAUUCCACAAUAGUAACAAAUCCCGAAAAAAUACCAGUAGUUUAAAUGUUUUUUACAUAAAUAUUUAAAGUAAAAACAAAAAUUUUAUUAAUGUUUUUUAAAAAUAUUCAAAUAAUUGUACUGUAAAUAAGCGUAGGAAAUAAAUAAAAAAUGAAUCAAUUGA
Microplitis mediator is the source of this 2229-nucleotide messenger RNA. Its product is annotated as protein PTCD3 homolog, mitochondrial-like. Lineage: Eukaryota; Metazoa; Arthropoda; Insecta; Hymenoptera; Braconidae. Gene Ontology annotation, cellular component: mitochondrion. Gene Ontology annotation, biological process: mitochondrial translation. The record is from RefSeq and is a predicted model, not a curated record. The coding region runs from base 138 to 2111 and encodes 657 amino acids. The transcript has 4 exons. Gene Ontology annotation, molecular function: ribosomal small subunit binding; rRNA binding; protein binding.